This is a messenger RNA of Ipomoea nil (Japanese morning glory), 978 nucleotides long. RefSeq lists its product as uncharacterized. The record is from RefSeq and is a predicted model, not a curated record. The coding region runs from base 1 to 978 and encodes 325 amino acids. The transcript has a single exon. NCBI's taxonomy places the organism in Eukaryota, Viridiplantae, Streptophyta, Magnoliopsida, Solanales, Convolvulaceae.
AUGGCUUGGUUUAAGCGCUUACAUGAUUUUCUGGUUUCUGCAGGCUUUUUAUCCUCAAAGACGGACAUAUCACUUUUUCACUAUUCUACUGGUACAUCGCGUGUGUACUUGCUUGUUUAUGUUGACGACAUAAUUAUGAUUGGCAACGACUCUGUGCUUAUCUCAGAGUUACUACGACGACUAUCCACGACCUUCAAAAUUCGUGAUCUUGGUGCACCUAGUUUUUUCCUUGGGAUCGAGACGGUGAAAGAUAACACAGGGUUUUUGCUGUCUCAGCAACGUUAUAUGAAAGACAUCCUUAACCGUGCCGGCAUGACGGAUUGCAAACCACUGGCCACUCCCGCUGCCGUUACUCAGCCGGUGACUCCGUCUGACCAACCAUUCGAUAAUCCGACCCAGUAUCGUCGUCUGGUUGGGGCACUUCAGUAUCUGACUAUCACGCGGCCUGAUCUAUCCUUCUCCGUCAAUCGCCAAUGUCAGUUUAUGCAUUCACCGAGCAAUGAGCAUUGGGGACUAUUGAAGCGUGUGCUACAGUAUAUCAAAGGCACCAUCACAUACGGACUGCGACUCUCGGCUUCUGCUUUGUCUACUAUUCAUGGGUUUUCUGACUCAGACUGGGCUGGUUGUCCGAUCAACAGGAAGAGUACUAGUGGGUACGCUGUGUUCCUGGGGGACAAUCUCAUCUCUUGGAUGUCCCGGAAACAGCGCACGGUGGCACAGUCUUUGACUGAAGCUGAGUACAAAGCUCUCGUCGAUGUGUCUGCGGAGGUCACCUGGGUUUUUUCUCUACUUCGUGAGCUCGGGCUCCACACAGGCGAGCCAUCCACACUCUGGUGCGAUAAUCUAGGUGCUACCUAUCUCUGUGCCAAUUUGGUGUUCCAUGCCAGGACUAAGCACGUGGAAAUUGAUUUUCACUUUGUUCGAGACAAGGUAGCUUCCGGUGACUUAGUUGUUAAUUUUGUUUCAACGAAGGACUAG